Molecule: messenger RNA, 2245 nt
Organism: Geodia barretti
Lineage: Eukaryota; Metazoa; Porifera; Demospongiae; Tetractinellida; Geodiidae
Source: the annotation of a GenBank genome assembly
CACUGAAUUGCACUUUGCACUCGAUCGACGACUUCAAAUCAAGAGAUCUGUUCGUAAUGCUGAGACACGCUCUGUCUGGUCGGUGGAUCCGUGCACCUGUACCCAGGGCUAUCAGCAGGGGGCUUCGAGCUGCCGCUUCCUGGAGGAGCUCACGUGCACUGCAGGGAGAGACGGUCCGUGUGGGCUGCAGCUCGGGGUUCUGGGGCGACACGACCACUGCAGCCCCUCAGUUGGUGGAGGCUGGCGACAUUGACUACCUGGUGGCUGACUAUCUCUCUGAAAUAACCAUGUCCCUCCUUGCCAAUGCCAAGCAAAAGUCACCACAACUGGGCUACUGUCCAGAUUUCGUAGAGACUCUGAGGCCGCUACUCAAAGACAUUAAGAAGAAAGGUAUUCGAGUGGUGAGCAAUGCAGGGGGUGUCAACCCCCAGGCCUGUGUGGCAGCCCUCCUCCAGGCUGCCAGAGACCAGGGCCUGGAGCUCUCCGUCGCCACCGUCACUGGAGACGACUUCACCGACAGAAUGGAGGAGGUUCAGAUGCUAGGAGUACAGGAGAUGAUCACUGGACAAUCACUACCUGAGAGUGUCCACAGCAUGAAUGCCUACCUCGGGGGCUUCCCCAUCGCGGAGGCCCUCUCUCUGGGGGCAGACGUGGUGGUGACUGGUAGAUGUGUGGACUCUGCACUCACCCUCGGCCCUCUCAUUCACCAGUUUCAGUGGAGAGAGGAAGACUUUGACUUGCUGGCAGCAGGAAGUCUGGCGGGUCAUCUGGUGGAGUGUGGGGCACAGGCAACCGGAGGCAUCUACACUGACUGGAGACAUGUACAAGGAUGGGACAAUAUGGGGUUCCCAGUGGUGGAGUGUGGAAGUGACGGUGUGUUUACAGUCAGUAAACCACCCAAUACAGGAGGUCUGGUGACCUGGGGAUCUGUCGCUGAACAGUUGGUGUACGAGAUAGGAGAUCCUACGAAACUAUCUUCUACCUGACGUGAGAUGUGACUUCUCCCAAGUCACCAUGGAAGAGAUCGCUGAGAGUAACGGGGAGAGUGCUGUUUUGGUUACUGGUGUCAUGGGAAACCCUGCUCCAGACACUUACAAGGUGAGUGCGACAUACGGAGAUGGAUACAGGUGCAUGGGAGUGUGCACGGUGGUUGGUCCCAAGGCAGUGGAGAAGGCUCACAGAGUAGCAGAGGCCAUCCUCAGCAGAACUCGCAGAAUUUUCCAGAAGACUGGGCUACCAGACUUCACUCAGACUCAUGUCCACGUGGUGGGAUCUGGGUCCAGCUACAUCCACGGAGCUGACAGUGGAGACAGCAGGGAGGUGUGCAUGUGGCUCGGAGUACGACACACGCACAAGCAGGCCCUGGGCAUCUUCUCCAGGGAACUGGCUCCGGCUGGAACUGGCAUGGCUCCUGGGUUUACAUCGCUCAUUGGAGGCAGACCGAGUGUGUCUCCCGUUUUAAGACUGUUUUCCUUUCUGUAUCCCAAGAACAAACUACCAGUCUCAAUUCAUCUGAAUGGAGAGCUGGUGAAGACUCUGGACUAUAGUGGGUGUGGCACGGGGAUUGCCAGUCAGUUAGAAGAUGAGAGAGAGGGGGAGGGGUGUGCUAGGGGAGACUGUAUCUACAGACUGGAGCAGUUGGCCUACCUCCGCAGUGGAGACAAAGGGAACUCUGCCAACAUAGGAGUGAUAGCCCGUCACCCGGACUUCCUGCCCUACAUCAGGAGAGCCCUCACCACAGACGUCAUCAGAAACUACUUUGGCCACUUCUUGGAGGAUACCUCCACCAUUGAGAGAUAUGAGCUACCGGGGAUCAGGGCUCUCAACUUCGUGAUUGGAGACUGCCUCGGUGGAGGGGGUGUGGCUUCUCUCAGAAUAGACCCUCAGGUGAUGAAUCAUGCAUUCCACAUUAGUAAUAAGUUGGUUUGGUGGUAAUAAGUGCUCAUCUCAUAUAUAGUCCCUCUACUGUAAUAGGUUUGGUCAAACUUUAGUGUACUGAAGGAACACAUACUUGUAGCACAGCUACAUACAAUAUUAUGGUAUAUAGCAUGACUAUUCUUUCUGUUGUCUGUCAAUAGGGCAAAGCGUAUGCUCAGAUGUUGGCAGAGUAUGAAUUGAUUGGACUACCAGAAUUCCCCAGUGAACACUUACAGAAGAACUGAUUGAAUCAAAUUCCAAUUUCUAAUUUAUACUACUGCUAAUUAUCCAAUAUCUAUGGCUUUGGAGAUGAUGGUUGUUACACUUG